AUGCUGGUCUCCCGAAGACACAGUCCCCUUGACACUCCCAUCCCUACUAUUUUGCUUGAUGGGAGGGCGCUGCCCCUGCAGGCUUCCAUCUCCAUACUGGGCGUGGAAAUGAACAGCGCCCUGACCUUCACUGGCCACGUCAAGACCAUAGCCAGGAAAGCCGCCUGGAAACUUAAUUGUGUCCGGCGGAUAGCACAUCUCCUCGAUUCCCAGGGAAUCUACACCUUAUAUGCAGCUCAAGUCCGCUCCCUCAUGGAGUAUGCCCCUCUCACCUGGUCAUCCUGCCCCCCUUCAUAUUUAGGCCUUCUUGACAAGAUUCAGCAAAGGGCACAACGCUUGAUAUGUUUGAAGGCCCCGCCAGACCAAUCGUCUCCCCUCAUGCAGCCCCUACAGCAACGUCGUGAUGUGGCAGGUCUGUGUGUCAUCUACAAGACUCACAAGCAGAGCGCCCCGCACCUGACUGCACUCCGCCAGCCCUGGUCUCAACCACACGGCCACGCCACCCGCGUUGCCGCCACCGGGGAUGACCAACUCGUCGUCCCUUUCGCCAGGACGGAAACCUUCCUCCGCUCCUUCCUCCCGCGCUACACACGAAUGUGGAACCACCUAGUACAGCAGACUCAGCUUCACCGCACCACCUCAUUACACACCUUUAAGUCUGCUGUAAAUGCUUGGAUCAAACAACCAUAA
Penaeus vannamei (Pacific white shrimp) is the source of this 690-nucleotide messenger RNA. Lineage: Eukaryota; Metazoa; Arthropoda; Malacostraca; Decapoda; Penaeidae. The record is from RefSeq and is a predicted model, not a curated record.